Molecule: messenger RNA, 795 nt
Organism: Dracunculus medinensis (Guinea worm)
Lineage: Eukaryota; Metazoa; Nematoda; Chromadorea; Rhabditida; Dracunculidae
Source: the annotation of a GenBank genome assembly
AUGGUAAAGGAAGGAAAACGGCGGGUUUUGUCGAAUUACCAGAUUAGACUACGUUUUUUUCAUGUAAUCGAGAAAUUAAUGUAUGCGUAUGGUGACGGGCGAGGACCAAUUAAAAGUAGAUCGGUAAUUGGUAUUGCUGAUAUUUUAUUUUUGUUUCGACGGCAUCCUUUUCAUGUUAGAAGAUUGGUCGAUAACUUUAAGCUUCGCAAGGCAUCUCUUGCUUUUAAAUCAUAUACUGAUCAUUUUACGAAUACAAAAGAUGGAAAUGAUAGUAUCGGUACACUAUGUGUUGAUAUGAGCAAUGACGUAGACGAAAAAAAUGUUUCUGAAAAACAAAUUCAGUCCAUAUAUGAUGCCUUAUCAACAAUCGAUUUGAGAGGAGAUUUACUUGCAUUUGUACGAGAUUCAUCAAAAGAUGAUCAUGAAAAAUUGGAACGCAUGAGAAGACUUUCACAAUAUGCAGCAUCGAUGGACGAAUUUGAAUAUCUACAAUACUCCAAGGCUCGAUGCAUGAAAUUUGCUAGAUCUCGUGUUUCGAAGCGCAUUGCGUGCAAGAAGGGAAAAUUCGAAUGGGUUGAUGGGCCAAAGGUUGAAUCGGAUGUCAUAGCUGUAUUAGAUUAUCUUGCUCAUGAAGUAGUUUGUGUACUUGUUGAAGGCGCAUUGCGUGCAAGAAGGGAAAAUUCGAAUGUCUUAUCAAGUAUUUCUUCGGAACCAUUGCAACUCGAGCAUUACGAUGAAUCAUUAAAAAAGAAUAAAGGGUUUAUGAAUAAUGGCGAUCUCAUUUUCGGUUGUUAA